AUGUCAUCUACAGUGCGGUUUGACGCGGCAACACAGUCAUCUUGGGACACCGUCAGGCUGCGCGUCUGGCGUGGAACUGUACCCAUCUUCUUCUCCUGCCCAGGACAUAAAGCUCAGCUCAAGCUCGAUGUGCCACGACUCAGCUAUCUACCGCUCGCUUUCGCAAAAUUGCGAGAAGUCUUCAACCUGCGUGGCGAUGCAAAGAUCUGGCUGACUACAGCUCGCAAGGAUCACCCACGAGAGGUCUUGCUGACGCAUAUGCCAGCUGGCUUGCUCUAUGAUCUUCACACAACCUCCAUCAGAGACGUUGCACCAUUGCACUUGGUCGUCAUUGAUGAUGAAGCUGUCCUGCCCAACAGCCCCACUGCGCCUGGUGAAUGGCCAGCACCACCGCGGCUGUCGUUGCAAGAUGAGUAUGCCAUCUUGCCCCUCCUAUGGCAGACUUUCAAGCAAGCGCUGCAUCUUCGCUUAGGCAGCCUUAGAUGGCUGCAAUCUUUGACACCCUCUCAAUCAGCUGCCUUACAACGAGCCUUGCUGAUGCUCGAUAUGACGACGACAUACGAUCUUGGUCAGCGCUUGCUUCAAAGUCCUCUACAGUCGGUGCCCGUGCGGCUAUGCAUUUCAUCUUCCGUGUUUCUACAAAUGGCUGUACCCCUACGAACGCAAGGAGGAGUGACAACUGUGAAAGAUUGCAUCGCUAUACGCAUGCCAGACAUGGCGAUACUGCUUGUUGAUCCACAGAACCAUGAAGCUCAAGUUCCUGGUGUGCUUGUUUAUCUGCACGGCGCAGCCGUUCCACUCGAUACUCCCCUGUCGGAUUUGUUGGAGGAGGCAGCGUACGCAGAUGCUUGGCUUUACUUUGUGUUGCUACCGGUUGGCUGA
Protomyces lactucae-debilis is the source of this 882-nucleotide messenger RNA. RefSeq names its product autophagy protein Apg5-domain-containing protein. NCBI's taxonomy places the organism in Eukaryota, Fungi, Ascomycota, Taphrinomycetes, Taphrinales, Protomycetaceae. Gene Ontology annotation, biological process: autophagosome assembly; C-terminal protein lipidation; autophagy of mitochondrion. Bases 1 to 882 code for a protein of 293 amino acids. The record is from RefSeq and is a predicted model, not a curated record. Gene Ontology annotation, cellular component: cytoplasm; phagophore assembly site membrane; Atg12-Atg5-Atg16 complex. The transcript has a single exon.